CACUUAUUCCUUCCUUCUCCAAUUUAAAAACAUCUGUUUAGUUUCUUGCUUCCUCUUCUUCAAAACAUUGUACGAGUCUCAAUCUCUAACUGAUCCAAUUUCCUUUUUUUAAAAAUGGGAAUUGCGAAGAAAUCUCAAGUUAGCAGAGGAUUCGAAACCGAGGGAAAAAAGUUUGUCUUCGCCAAAGUUUCGAUUCGAGCUUCACUGAAGCCGGUGAAAACGAAACUCAUAAAGCCAGAGAGAGAAUCAGAAGCUGAAGAAGAAGAUGAAGUUUGUAUCACUCCCACGGAGAGAGGAGCAAAGACGUCGGAGAAACUGAAAUGUCCAGCGGCUCCAAGGAAACGCCAACCGGUGUUGAAAUGUCGAAGCAAUAUCGGUAUAGAGUUCUUUGUGCCUCCUUCAGAUUUGGAGUCGGUCUUUAUACAACGCCGUUAAUGUAAAAAGAUAAAAGUACUAAAGAGUUCUAAGUUUGUGUUUUUUUUCCUUUGUGCUCAAGUCAUAAUCAUUUUUGAAUUACUCUUAUGUUUGGUUUGGUACAAAAGCAUUACUCUUAUGUUCAUAAGUCUAAUAAGCGUUCAAUUCCCAA
Arabidopsis arenosa is the source of this 586-nucleotide messenger RNA. The record is from the annotation of a GenBank genome assembly. NCBI's taxonomy places the organism in Eukaryota, Viridiplantae, Streptophyta, Magnoliopsida, Brassicales, Brassicaceae.